Messenger RNA from Gossypium arboreum, 480 nucleotides. Its product is annotated as 60S ribosomal protein L39-3-like. NCBI's taxonomy places the organism in Eukaryota, Viridiplantae, Streptophyta, Magnoliopsida, Malvales, Malvaceae. Gene Ontology annotation, cellular component: cytosolic large ribosomal subunit; ribosome. The record is from RefSeq and is a predicted model, not a curated record. Gene Ontology annotation, biological process: translation. The transcript is spliced from 3 exons. Gene Ontology annotation, molecular function: structural constituent of ribosome. The coding region runs from base 148 to 303 and encodes 51 amino acids.
UCCACGUAUGGCCCAACAAGGUAAACCCUAGAAAUCCCAGAUUCAGUGCAAAUUUGGUAGGUUUUUCACGCUUCCUGUUUUAAAAGCUUCACCCAGCAGCUUGAGAACCUUAGUGCCGCAUCCCUCUCAACAGCUGAAGUGCCGAAAAUGCCUUCGCACAAGACCUUCAUGAUCAAGAAGAAGCUGGCCAAGAAGAUGAGGCAAAACAGGCCCAUUCCUUACUGGAUCCGAAUGCGCACCGACAACACCAUUAGGUACAAUGCUAAGCGUAGGCACUGGCGCCGUACCAAGCUAGGGUUCUAAGUUCGAUGGGCUUAUUUGUUUCCAGUAUUUUCUUUAAGUUUUCUAAGUUUAUUUUCGGAAUUAUUUUAUUUGGGAUUUAAUAUUGGGAACCAUCGAGAAUCUUUGUAUUAGAGAUUUUGAUGAGAUUGUUAGUUUCUUCGUUUUAGUUUGAUUUUAUAUUAUCUCAUCUUAAUUUGA